ACAUUCAGGUCCUUCGUCGAACACGUCCUGUCAACUACAAGAGUCUCGUCUGCAGUCAUUGUCCUCGCAUUGAAGUACCUGGACCGAAUAAAAGAUAGCCGAAACCUGCUCCCAGCAGAUUCUCCGCUGCGCAGACCGGACUCCGAGCAGCUCGUACUUCUUGUAUCCCUUAUGCUGGCAAACAAGUUCGCAGACGACGAACGGUUCACCAACUCUGCCUGGGCAUCCGUGGCCGACGUCGACCUCGCAAUCGUCAACAGAGCCGAGAUGGAUGCCCUCGAGGCCAUUCGGUGGAAACUCACGGUCGACGAACGCGAUUACACUAAAUGGGUCGAGACCGUUACAAGCCAUGCGCAUCUCGCCGUUCAG
Molecule: messenger RNA, 369 nt
Organism: Fimicolochytrium jonesii
Lineage: Eukaryota; Fungi; Chytridiomycota; Chytridiomycetes; Spizellomycetales; Powellomycetaceae
Exons: 1
Biological process (GO): regulation of cyclin-dependent protein serine/threonine kinase activity
Cellular component (GO): cyclin-dependent protein kinase holoenzyme complex; nucleus
Molecular function (GO): protein kinase binding; cyclin-dependent protein serine/threonine kinase regulator activity
Source: RefSeq, a predicted model, not a curated record